CCGUUCGUCUGUCCAGCCAUUCAACUACGGUUGACGACUGUCGGCGACGGCAGGCGAGCUGUAUCUUAUUGUGCUGGGUUGUGUUUCGUUUUGGCCAACUGUUGUGCGCGCUCCUUUUGCCGUGUUGUGCUUCCGCUGUCGCUUGUGUUAUGCUCCGACCGCGCAGCGUGUUUGUGGCAGCCGCCAGCCAACAGGCAGUGCAAAGGCAGCCAGCCAACGUCAAGUGGAUUUCAUUUCAGUUUCAUUUCAAACGUCGUGCGGUGUUCAAGUAUGUUGCGGCGCGUCUCUUCCGCUUCUUCGAGUUGAAUUUCAUUUUAAACGCGUCCGUUUUCAAUUCUCUCGCAUAUAAAUACAUACCAACACACAUACCAACUCAUAAACUUUUGAAAAGCAUUUCAUUUUCAAAAAUAAAAAAUACCGUUAUUGUACGUAUAUUGCUGUGUGUACAACAACAGCCGGAAGCCGUUGCGGUCAAAAGGAAACGAGAAGCAACAAUAAAAAAGCUUAAUUCGAAACCAGCAGUUAUGGAAAUGUAAUUGCUACUAGAAAUUUCAUCAUCAUCAUUUUUGAAGACUCAUUGCAAGCAAAUACAAAUAUGAAGUGAGAAUUAAAAACAAAAAAAAGUGAAAAAUAUCUUUAAAAAAUUGAAAAUCAUAAAAUUUAUAUUCAGUGCGCUAGAUCUUCAGUAUCAUAUAAUAAAUAAUAAUAAAACGCUAUUACAGCGAAAGCGAAUUCUGUGAAUUAGUAGUCAACUGUUCCAUGCAUAAACACAAAAACAUAAAAACAUAUUUGAAUAGAAAACACUCUUCAUUAUAUUGAAUAAUUGAAUACAAAAAAUCCAAAACUCACUUCAUUGAUCACAAUCAAAACGGUUUGUAACAAGAACAACAUGCAAAUGCAAAUCAAUCGACCCACAGACAUACACACACACACAAAAUAAAACAAAACACUAAAGAAUAUACUUGCAAUCAGACGCCGGCGGCGGAGCAGCGAAGACGACCCUAAAGGAAUAAAAGGAGCACCAGAUCAUACGAUAACGGAGACGACGACGAUAAAGUCAGUGACGAAGCCGAAGGCGAAUGUGUAAAUACACCAACAAAUCCUGCAAUGUCAAUGCGAGUGCUUAAUACAACAACAAAAAUUAAAAGAACACGAGUUUAAUGUGACCAAGAGCACAAACAACCUGAGAAAUAAAAAACUAAAAUUGUUAAAAACAAACUCAUAGCUUCUCGAACAUCGAAACAGGAACAACAACCUUGAUUGCAUAUUGAAGCAUCCUCAAAGAUAUCGCAAUUCAACAUUAUCAAAAUAUUUUAAUAUUCACUCAAUCUAGUCGUUUAAAACAACAAAAUUUACCUACAUAAUUUAACAAACAGUUGACGCAACAUUUGCCUGCAACAUGUUGCUAGCCAAACGAAGAGGACCAUCUAGGAUGGUGGCCCACAACAGACUUAUCGGCAUGCUGUUGGCAGUGUUGCUGACUUUGGUGUGCAGCGCACCCGCGGAAGCAGCGAUAGAUGAAACACUGAGCGAACACGAAGGCAAAUCGGUGGUGAUACCCUGUCCGGUCAACAAAGCGAAAUGCGGUGAUCUGCACUCGAUAAACUGGUUUAAGGGCGACGAUCGCAUUGCGGCGAUGCUAUUGGGCGACAGCAAUGUGACGAGCGUAUCAGACGAGUAUGCGAACAGAGUCACAGUGGAGCAAAAUCCAUUUAGAUUAGUAAUAAAGGACUUAAAAAUAUCUGAUGAGGAUAUCUAUCUUUGUGAUACAACAUUUCUUAUACCAAUCGAAACGUGUGAUAAUUUCAACGGCUAUCGUGUCGAGUUGAAUGUCUUAGUGCCACCAACGGAGGUUGUGAUUCUGGAUGAGAAGGGCGAUCGCAUCGAGAAUGGUUCCGUCAUUGGACCCAUGCAGGAGCGGCAAUCAUUAAAAGUGUCGUGUGUCGUACAGAACACACGACCGCAACCACAGGUCGGCUGGUGGCGGGGGAAUAAGCGACUACUGACGCAUUCCGCCUCCUAUGUUGAGACGGAUGGCCUGUUUACUGCUACGCUGGAGUUGAAUUUGGAGUUGUCGCGUGACGAUCUGGCAAGAGAUAUUGAAUGUCGCGUCGAGUCAGCAGCUCUGCCAAAUAAGCUAAUCAAUAAGUUUCGUGUCGAUUUACAAGUGCGUCCGACGAGCAUAUCCAUCAAUGGUGUGGAGCAUCAUACGGUGCAGGGCAGCAAAGUGGUGCUGACAUGUGAUAUUCAUGGCGCUCGACCAGCAGUGAAUUUGACGUGGUUCAAUUCCUCAACAGUCAUAAGUCCCGAAGAGAACGAUUUAACCGAAAUUAGAACGAAGGCGUUCGAGAAGGACGACGGCACGUAUCACACGCAGUCGGAGCUUAUCUUCAACGCGACACGCUUCGAGAAUGACAUGAUUUUCCGGUGCGAUGCGGACAACGUGGUGCUGCAGAUAAACCGCGAAAAACCAUUCACAUCUUCGCUGACGCUGGAAGUCCUGUAUCCGCCAGUGGUUAAGGUCAGCCCACCCGAGAUUACGGUAAACACCAGCGACACCGUGCUGCUCAACUGCGAAUAUGUCGCAAAUCCGGCGUCGCUGACGCAAGUCAUGUGGUAUCGGAACGGUGAUUCAGUCAAUGUCAACGACACGGAACGCUACGAGGGUGGCAACUCCGAGAACGUUGCACUAGUUAUACGUUCUACAGACAAGGAGGACGUCGGCAACUACACCUGUCAACUAUCAAAUGCCAUCGGCAAGGGCAUCUCCGAGCAGCAAAUCGACCUGGAUGUACAGUUUGUGCCAAUUGUAGAAGUGCUGAUGAUACCCGAGGGUCCCGUUAAGGAGAGUGACGAAUCGAAUGUGACACUCUACUGCAACAUCUUAGAAGCUAAUCCGGCAUUGCUGACAAAAGUGCGUUGGUAUGCCAACUCAACGUUGCUCAAAGAGCUGCCCGAUUGUGAGGAGACAAAAGAGGACUUAUGCCAUAUCGACCCAAGCAAAUUGCUGUUGGAGAGCAUUGGACGCGGCUUUUUCUACAAUUACUCUUGUGAGGGCUACAAUGCUGCCGGUUGGGGACCACGUAGCGAAGAUAAAGAGUUAAUGGUACAUUAUGAGCCCGGUCCAGCCACGCUCACACACUUUCCGUUGAUUGCUGUGAAGAAGAAGAGUGUGACAUUUUCUUGCUCUGUCGACGAUCCUGGAUAUCCAGAAUCGAAUAGAUUCCGUUGGCAACGUGGUGGGCUUGGACCCUUGCAGGAUAUCGUCACCAAAGAUUGGACUGUGGAGCCGGUGGGUUUGGACAGCCGCACCAACUACUCCUGCUACGCAUACAAUGAGGGCGGUAAAGGCGCCAUGGCUAGCGUUAAUUUAGAAGUGCAUGCACCACCAUUCUUCAUCAAGAAUCUGGUGCCAUAUACGGGCAUGUUGCACACAUCGCGCACAGCAAAUCUAACAUGUCGUAUCGAAUGUGUGCCACGCUGUGAAAUCACCUGGUUGAAGGGCACCGAGCCCAUUGAAAAGAACGACACGCGGUACUUCAUCAAGGAGAAGUACGUGGACGCGUCACCGGCGACGGGUGACUUUGAGAGCAUGCUCUCAGUGCUGCACUUCAAUAUGUCAAAUUGGCCCAAUCAAAAGUUCGACAUCGAAUCGGAUAGCGCGAACUACACUUGCGUAUCUACAGGAAACACCGUUGGACCCGGCAUCAAAAGCGCCACUUACUUUUCCAUUGAAUAUGCGCCGGAGAAUUCAACCGUUUCGGAGGAGAAGGUUUACGUGCAGGAGGGCACUAUACCCGGACGUGUCAUUUGCAAUGCCAAGGCUAACCCGAGCGCUCACUACAGUUGGUACUUCAACAAUACGAAACUGGGGCAGGAUCAGGCUUUAAUCAUCAACACGCCAAUGACACGCAAUGACUCCGGCGUCUACACAUGUGUUGCCUCCAAUAAGCACGGCAAGAGCACGGUCGAAACAAUCAUCGAUGUACAAUUUAAACCACGUUGCGAUAUUGAAAGGCACGAGAUCGAUGACCAGGAUACACUAAUUUGCACAGCAUUCGGAAAUCCUGUAGAGGCUGAUUUUUCAUGGUCAAUUAAAGCGGAAAAUGACAGCGCCGAAUGGCUGGGCAGCGGCGAGCGGCAAGGCUUUACGGACAAGAGUUUUUAUGUGCUGGACGAUGACUAUGCGAUCGCUCGUACUUACCGUUGCGUUGCCAAUAACACCGUCGGCCCGGGGUCAUUCUGCGAAAUCGAAGUGGCCGCGGGUUCACCACUUUAUGUCUGGUGGCGAGAACAACUAGCAUGGUGGCAACGUUGGGAUAAGACCACACUAAUCAUUUUGGUGGCCUCGAUAUUGGCGCUACUUUUGGCCGUGAUAAUAAUCUGUUGUAUCAUCAUUUGCAUAUGCCGCCGACGCAGACGUCAAGAUAAAUUACAAGACAAGUCAUCUUCACUGGGGGAUCCAUUGACGGAACCUGGCGAGUAUGAGAAUCUACCGUUUCAUGGUCUGCAAACGGCUCCUAACAAGUUAUCUACGACUCUUACAAAUUUUAAUAACAACACCAAUGUGGUGCGCGUCGCUCCACGACCCAAGAGACUCAAUGGAAAUAUUGGCCCGCAACAGCACCAGCUGCAGCAGCAGUACGAGCAGGACCAGUACGACCAGCAGUUUCAAUAUCAUCAACACCAACAGCAUCAUCAACAACAACAACAGCAUCAAUACAAUACCAUGCAAUAUGUCGGUGCCGGUGGACGAGUGAUAACAACGAAUCCCCAGCACCAGCAAUCGCACACAAUGAAUUCCCACAACAAAGGCAUGCUGCCGCAUCACCAACAACAUCAACAACAGCAGCAGCAGCAUAUGCUGAUAUCAGCAGCGGAUGGGGCCAGCGGCAGCGUCGGCGGCGGCACGGUUGGCGCAGGCAAUACAGAUCCUGGUGGCAGCGCUUAUAUGAACGGCAGUGUCGGCGGCGGCGGUGCACCCCAUCAAAUUACAUACAAUCUGAAUAAUUGCUUUCCGAAAAGCUACACAGAAUAUUAUCACCAGCAGCAACAGCAGAAGAACAAAAAUGGCGCCUCGAAUAACACUUCCAGUGCGCAAUUGUUGAAUGCCAUCGAACAUGACUACCCCACCUACGCGGUGGUUGAACGUAAUACCGCUGCUGCUAGCGCUACCGAUAUGGGCGGAAUUGAUGGUCAUAGUCCGCGUGCUGGUCCAGCGCCCAUCCCAGCAGCGGUCAGCACCAACCCAUUCUUGGCCAUCAGCAAUUUUAAAAAAUAUGACACUAGCGGUAGCACGACGGAUAAUGCGUAUCAGCCGCACAUACUGGACAUAACUGGUAGUAGUUCGAUGCAGCGCAGUGGCAAGCGGAAACCCAUACUGGAUGGCAAAAUGGAGGAUAAGAAAUUCUACUCGCUGAAAUUCACCGGCGGUGGCGGUAAGCAUAAACCACCGCAUGUGGUGCACAAGUCACCGGCGAGUGGUUUGUUGAACGCGUCUGUGAUUUUGCACGGUGGCAGCAGCAGCAAUGGUGGCAAGUGUAAGCGACAUCAUUCUUUUGCUGGUGGUAGCAUUGGCGAUAUUGACUCCGCCGGCCCGGGCGCCCAACACAACGCCCACCAGGUGAAAUCUUCGGCUUUGAUGCGCUUCUACGAUCCGCCCGCUUAUGAGAACUUGGCUGGCGACAGUACGGCCGCAGUGCAGGUGCACGAGUGCGCCGUAGAGGCGCAUCCAUCGCCCGCCGCUGGCGGUAUGAGUGGCACAGCCACCAUAUUGCUACAUCCGCAGCCUACGGCUAGCGGCAACGGCGGAAGCACUAGUCAUGCAACGGCUGGACAAACGGGCCACAAGAAAAAACAUCACCAUCGCCAACACCAGCAGAAGGAUGAUUUCAAUUUGAUCGAACCGGAACGGCUGAGCAUCUAUCGCAGCGACUCGGGCAUUUCGAAUAGUUCAUAUGAGUGUGUUACGCCGGUGCCACCACCGCCGGGCAACACGCGCACCGCAGCUGCACUGAAUGGCACGCCGCCACCAAAAACACCGAAAGGCAACAAAUUAGCGAAACACGCGUCCUCUGCUAGUAGCGGUCCCAGCGCCAUCAGUCUCGUCAAUGGAGUUAAUUAUAAGAAGUCUCUACGUCAACUUGGCGGCAGUAGGUGCAACAUUGCGAAUGCUACAGCCAGUGGUACCUCGCUGCCCGUUUAUAUGAAUGUGGAUGGUCAGCCUGGAAGCGCGUUCGAACGCUCAUGUUCGCCCAGUUCCAACCUAGUCAAUUCCUCGUAUGAGUCGGCUUCGUCUUCACAAAAUGACGGCCAUGGCGGACAGGGCUCAACAGAUCCGACAUCCUUGUCCUCAUGCAAUUCAUUGUACAGUAGCGGUACUGGUACUCUAAUAGGUGUGGCUCCACUCAUGAAGACGGGUGUGGGCCUAACGGCGCCCCGUUGUGGUCUGCAUCAAAAAACCGCCGAAAUUACAACGCCGGAGGAGUACGAGCAAUAUCAGCUGGGCCACCACCGUCACUCUGCCUCCUCGCUCAGUGUGGCAAGCACGGUGAGUGCCAGUGGAACGCGUCGUUGUAAAAAACAACAAGGCAUGUUAGCGCCAGCGGGAUCCGUUACAGGAAUUGAGCAUUAUGCUAUUGGCGUCACUAAUCCAUUUCUAGCAAGCGAACGCGGUGCAACAGCGACCGGCUGCGUUGCCAUCACCGCCGCCUCCGCCGACGGGUACAGUGCCCACGGCAGAGAUAAGAAACUACGACGAAAGACUAUCAGCGACCCCUACGCACAUAUCCGCUAUAUCACCUACAGCAGGCGCGCCGCCAACAACAGCUGCAACAACGGCGCUACCGAUUGCCAAGCACACGCCCACAAUUAUCGUGCCAAAUGUGCUAGCAAUGCGCCCGAGGCAACAACAACAGCAGCAGCACAUCAUCAGCAACAGCAAGUUAAAUUACAACAACAACAUGACAACAACAAUAGCCGCAAACAUCAACAGCAUCAACAAUCGUUGCUAAUCCCGCGAAAAUUACACAACAACAACAAAGAGCACGGUGACAACGACGAUGAGGAUGUUGACGAGCACAACAACAAGGAUGUUGCAAUGUUCCAACAGCAACGACGCAGAUUAGUACCUUUGGGUGGUAAUGCUGAUGAGAGGAAUAUUGUUGUUGUUACUAAGGAGACUGCCACCACAGAAGACCGCACGUGUGACGCGAAUGUUGCUGGCGAGGCCGAUGUCAGCGCGAAAGCAAUGCUGCCACAUGUCGAAGAUGUUCAAAGUGCAAAAACAACAACAGCCGCAUAUGCCGCACACGGCGAUUAUCUAGGACGUCGACCAGUUAAGUUGCCGCUACGCAAAUAUCAUACUUUCCACUUCCAGCCUUCGCAAACGGUCGCCGGCACACUGCGUCACUGCCAAUUGCAGCAAUUACGUAUUCAAAUGCAACACAGACAACAACUACAACACUAUGCGCUACCCGCGACUCAAGCCGACAAUGCUGAGCUUAUGGCUUUCCGCCAAUCACCAACCGCCAUAACUGCCGAAACUGCAGUUGCAGCACGUCCAACCAGACGAUAUGCAACCGAAGGUGGACCGCUAGUCUUUCGCCCACUCUCCUGGCACGAGCAGCGCACCUUCAAGCCAAUAUCAUCACCAGUUGACGCUGUCGAAGCGGCAGCCGACCUCCCCACGACAACAGAAACAGCGUUAAGUGAGAAAAGCCGCGCAGAGGAGGAAGAAGAAAAGUCUGAAUUGAGCGAGGAACUCUCAGACGAAAUCAAACAAAUCACUAGAAGUGCACAAUUACCGCAUGUAAGCCUUAAUCCUGCCGCUUCGCUGGAGGCGCUCGAAGCGCUCACCAAACACCAUCCCGAGUUAAUUUAUGCCACCAAACCGGGUACACGCCAAAAUCUGCACAAACAACUUGCGCUGCCGGAACAGUGGACACACCAAAUGGACGUUGAAAAUCACCCAACCGCCAGCCAAACUCUAUCACAGGACUUCACCGCACCGCGAAGUGAUAGUGACGCUAGAGUGGAGGAAAUCGCGGUAAGUACUACGCUCGAAGCUCAGUGCGACGAUGAGGAAGAUCUCGGCUAUUCCUUCUGCGAGGACGACGAUGAAGAUGAUGGCGUUGAGGAGCUGGUGGUCAAGCCUGUUAAGAGCGGAGAAAAUGAACCCGCUGAGGAGCAACGCACAAUCACACAUACGUCGGAGUCGCCUCGCGUGGUGCUCUCUGCGGGGCGCAAUGGUGGCCACGUGAAAUACAUGCUGCGGCAAAGUUACCGCGAAGUGCACAUUUAAACGCCACAAACAGCGAAAGCCUCUUGAUAUGCUACAAUUUGGCGUAGAAUUUUAUUAGGAUUAUAAGCCAUCAACCAUCCAACAUUAUACAUACAAACAACAAAAAUAACACAGCUUGGCCAGUAAUAACUGUAAAUAAAUACCAAAAAUUACAAUUUAGUGUGAAGUGCACGUUGUCCAGCUCGGACAAUAAGCGCCCAUACAUACGUACAUGUAUAAGUUAAAUCGACAAGUGUCCGAUUUUGAAGAUCCCUAUAAAGGCAGUAACACGUACAUUUUCUAACACAAAGACGAAAAGUAUUUUUGCAAGAUACAAUACAAAAACGCAAAAAAAUAAAUAAACAUUGCACUUGAACAACAAAACUUUCAUACAAAUGUACAUAAUUGUCUUCUAACUACAAACAUACCUGUAUAACUGUAAACUAAGGUGCAUUGAAAUGUUGAGAUAUUUUCGGAGAGCCUCUGAGUGCUGCGGAGUUCGAUGAUGAGCUAAUCUAUGCUGAUUUAGAGAGUCAACAUUAUGGACCAAUCAACUACAAGGCCGCUUCGAUUUAUGCGCUAGUGAAAAAGGAUAAGAAAAACGGUGCUUUGAAUGAGG
Messenger RNA from Bactrocera dorsalis (oriental fruit fly), 8900 nucleotides. RefSeq names its product hemicentin-1. The transcript has 27 exons. Lineage: Eukaryota; Metazoa; Arthropoda; Insecta; Diptera; Tephritidae. Bases 1400 to 8302 code for a protein of 2300 amino acids. The record is from RefSeq and is a predicted model, not a curated record.